Cyphomyrmex costatus is the source of this 897-nucleotide messenger RNA. RefSeq lists its product as uncharacterized. NCBI's taxonomy places the organism in Eukaryota, Metazoa, Arthropoda, Insecta, Hymenoptera, Formicidae. The record is from RefSeq and is a predicted model, not a curated record. The coding region runs from base 23 to 625 and encodes 200 amino acids. The transcript has 3 exons.
AGUCUCAAUAUUAUUAAAUAAAAUGAAACAGUUAAAAGCAAAUGGUGUAUGUUCUCAUGAUGUAUAUAAACCAUCAUGGUGGCUUUUUGAAGAGAUGAGUUUCCUAGAUCCAUAUAUCGCACAAAGAAAAGGAGAAUCUUCAUUAACAAUUUCAAAAACUCAGUCGAAGGAUACAGAAUCUGUUAAAAUGUAUGAUGAGGACAAUGACGAUUUAGAAUUUUUAGAUAAUAAAAAUAAUCGACAAGCAAAAGAAAAUGUUUGUCGAAAUAUACAACCGAAUGCAUCAUGCAGUUCUCCCACCAGACCACGUAGUGCAACACCAUCAAACAGAAAAAAAGUCAACUGUUUUGUCGACAGUCUUGACGAACUUCUUACUUGUGACAUAGAAGAUUAUUGGAAAAAUGCUAUCAAUGUAGUUAAAUCAAUGGGAAUGACUGAAGAGAUGGAAGAUGAAUUAAAACAUUGGAUUUUAUAUAUAGAAGGCAAAUUAAGGAAUAAUCCACAUCUGAAUAAUUUAGCAGCUGUACAAAGAAAAAUUAUUCAGUUGUUUCAUUUUAACAAUUUUUUAAUUUUUAUAAACAAUGCAUGUCCUUAUAAACAAUUUAUUUAUCUUUUAAAUAUUUAAAUUUUACCUUUAAGUAAUCUUUUCGAAGAUUCUCAUAUAAAACGCGACAAGUUUCAAGAAUUAUGCGAGAAAUUAUACAUGCUGAGAUUCUUGUUGAAUAUUCUAAACUUCUAUAACUUUCACUUGUAGCCAGAAAUCUCAAAGUAAGCGAUAAUCGUUCUCUAGGAGAAUAUAUUGGGUGCGUUCCCUUUAACGUUCGCAACGAUCGCGUGUAUCAUCUCAUCCUUAUUUAAUAUUCGAUUACAAGAAGGACAAAAUAAUACUCGCGAACG